Molecule: messenger RNA, 573 nt
Organism: Colletotrichum destructivum
Lineage: Eukaryota; Fungi; Ascomycota; Sordariomycetes; Glomerellales; Glomerellaceae
Exons: 1
Coding region: 127-315 (62 amino acids)
Source: RefSeq, a predicted model, not a curated record
CUCAACAUAAGAAUCCCUCCCAGCCCUACGCUCCUGGCCUGCCACAUCCGUCCAACGGUCUGAGACUAAAUCACGUCAUCAUACGGAUACACUUACAGCAAUUUCCAAUUUUUGUUUCACACGGAGAUGGGCGGAAACUCCACGUAUUCAGAAACGGACGGGGAGGCCAGCCAUCCUCUCACUCCCCUUUUUAUUCGCAAUGAGCCCUCGACGGCGUGGCUACUCCAACGCCCAAGGCCGGCCCAUUCAAGGUGGCGGAAGAAACACAGGCGUCGACUGCUCUUCGUUAUUUCCCAGUCGUGUGCUUCGGGAUAGGUGUGACGGUCUAGUUCCGUCCUAGACAGAAUUAUGUCUUAGCACCAGCGACUAACACCGUCGCUUCCCCUGGAUUGGUGGUGUUUCCUCGAUGGGGGGAAGAAGACACUAAGCCUUUUUGGACCAAGGGCUGUAAUGUUUUAAAGUGAUUAUCAUCCUCUUCUGCUCUUCUCCAUACAUUAUGGUCACCGGUGUGCCUUCGUGUUUUCGGCCGUGAUCAAAGACCAUGGCAACUGGAUGAUGAAAAAGAGGGAGACU